GACGAUUUCUCGUUGAAAUGGGAUAAAACCUAGGCGUGGCUCUUCUCCUUCUUCCGUUGAAAUUGAUCUCUGCUUGUUUGAAUACUGAUCAACUAGUUUCCCAAAGCCGAAGACUGCGGGACUGCGGCGAAUCAAAUCGACGGUGAGUCCAUCAGAUUCAUCUCUCGAUUUCACCUCUGUUCGACUAAUUCAAACCUUAGAACCAAUCUCUUUAGGGUUUCGUCGUCUCGGUGAUGGGGUACGAUAGAAUAAGCUUACUCCCAGAUUCCUUACUAACUCAGAUACUCUUACACCUCCCGACCAAAGACUCAGUCAAGACAAGCCUCCUCUCGACCAGAUGGAGAAACCUAUGGCUCGAUGUUCCAGGCCUAGAUCUCCACUCCAACGACUUCCGUUACUCCAGUUCCGCCAUCAAGACCUUCACCGACAAGUUCCUAGAAUCAAACCGCGAGUCACGCCUCCUAAAGUUCAAGAUCAAGUACGACGAAUGCAAUGUCUACCUCUUCGGAAUCAGCGAAUGGUUCGUCACAGCGGUUAACCGUGGAGCUCGGGUUCUAGACGUUGACACCCUUAGGUGUCCUUUCUACAAAGACUUGAUGCCUUUGGACGUUUACAAGAGCAGGAGUUUGGUGUCUUUGAAGCUUGUCAACGUAGGGUUGUUGAAUCCGGGGUUUGUUGUUUCUCUACCGUGUCUCAAGAUCAUGCAUCUUGAAGAUAUUCAGUACUGUAGUGACGAUGGUGCUUUGAUCGUGGAGAAGCUCGUCUCGGGAUGUCCUGUUCUUGAAGAUCUGACUUUGUGCAGGUCUUUUGAUGAUAAGUUGCCGGUGGUUCUGCGUGUGAGUUCUCAGACUCUCAAGAGGUUUUGCGUGAAGUCUGGCUCUGGGAUGGAGAAUGAUGCUCCGGGACUUAAAUGUAUUGAGUUCCGAGAUGAUGUGGGGAAGAAGAAUCUGAGCUUCUUGCACAUGGUGGACAUCGAUUUUAAAUUCAAUGUUGAGAUUGGUAGUAAUUUGGAAAUGAAGUAUCCCAACGAGGUUCUAAAUGGUGUUUCGAGUGUAAGACAUUUGAUCAUCUCUCAGCGUACUCUAAAGGAACUAUAUCGUUGCUUAAACAUGGAACCGAUCAGCAAAUUUCAUAACUUGUCUCGUUUGGAGGUUUCAUUCUCCAGUCUCUUAUUACAAGUGUUGCCCAAUUUUCUUGAGAUUGGUCCUAAUCUAAAGUACCUCACCUUGUACCUAGUUUUCUCAACGGAGAUUGAAGGAGAAAAUCUUGAGCUUACGAAUGUUCCUCGGUGCUUACUAUCGACUCUGGAGUGUGUUGAGAUUAAAGAAGUGAUUACCGGAGAAGAAACUGGGAUGAUGAGGACUAAUAAGAUAAGGGCGUUGAGAGUGGCAAAGAAGAAGAAGAAAAUAUGGAUGGAAGUAGUGAGGUACUUUCUUGAGGAUUCCUUAGUUCUAAAGAAUCUGAUAUUGUGUCUAACAGAUUCAGAUAUCACAAAGAAGCUUCUCACAUUCACAAAACGUUUUCGCCGGUGUCAAACUAUGUUUCGUUAAAUGAGUAAAUGAUGCUUCUGAGUUUAUAAUUUAUUGUAAGAUAUCUUCAUGUAGUGGGAAAUCACAGCUAGGCUUAGCAUUUGAGAGAUAGAUAGAGGGAGAGAUGGUUUAUUAUGUUAAAAAAUCUUGUGGUUAUGAUGUUUUGUACAGAUUUGGAUUGUUCAACCAUCGAUAAAUUAAAAAAAAAAGUCAGAUUAGUGCGAA
Messenger RNA from Raphanus sativus (radish), 1754 nucleotides. Its product is annotated as putative F-box/FBD/LRR-repeat protein At5g44950. Gene Ontology annotation, molecular function: protein binding. NCBI's taxonomy places the organism in Eukaryota, Viridiplantae, Streptophyta, Magnoliopsida, Brassicales, Brassicaceae. The transcript is spliced from 3 exons. Bases 234 to 1550 code for a protein of 438 amino acids. The record is from RefSeq and is a predicted model, not a curated record.